CCCGAGCGGCUCGGUCUACGGAGAGACAAGUCACCGCUCAGUGCUUGUCCGCCGGGGGCCCAGAGCCCGUGUAUUUACAUGAGCGCGCUCACCGAGGCCGAGGCCGAUCGGGCCCUCUUCUAUUACAGCUCUUACCUCAUGGCUCUCGGGCAUCAGGCCGGGCUGCGCCAGCGCGCGUGCCUGACUGCGGCGCUGAUCUUUCGCCGCUUCUACAGCUCGCGCAGCUUGGAGGCUCACGACCCUCUCCUGCUGGCGCCGACCGCUCUGCUGGUCGGGUCAAAGGUGGAGGAGUGCCAGGCGGCCGCUUCUGCGUUAGAACGCGCCAUGCCGAAGCUGAGGAAGGACCUCGGCGACGAGACCAAUCCGUACAGCGCUCAGGACAUGGAGGCGUGCGAGCAGGUCCUCUUCGAGGCGGUGAUGUUUGAACCCGAGGCGCCCGUGUCGUGCGACCCGCACGCUGCGAUCGCGCGCCACCUCGCGCUCGCCAUGGGCGAGGGCGACGGCGCUGCCGGUGGCAGCUGCGAGGGCAGCGCAAACGUCGAGCUCACCGCGACAGCGUGCUACCUUGCCAACGACAUCUGCAAGACGGCAUUGCCGCUCAGCGUCGCCGACGACGCCAUUGGGCUGGCGUGCGUCGCGCUUGCCUGUCGAAUGCUCCGUCGGCCGCUGCCGCCGCCGCUCGAGUGCCCCGGCGCCCUUCUCGAGCAGGUGGCGGGCGCGUUCACGCAGGUGUACCGUGCGGUGGCGGACGAGUCUGGGCUGCAGUUCGGGAAGUCGUGCCUCGGUCUGCACCAGCGAGUCGGCGCCAGCCACCGGGCCGCGCGGACGCGCGCGCGCCCUGCUGGCCAGCGCGCGAGGGCGCGAUGAUGUCAGUUUUGUCGGCUGGCUGGCUGGCCAUUCCAGGUGGGUGAAUUGUUUGGUCGCGUCCGUGCGGGUGGGCCGGGCGCGUGGGCUGCCGCCACACGCGCACGAACGGUGCAUGUGCUGGCCGUGGCGCGCUGUCGUCUCAAGUUUCCCGUGCCGGAGUGCACCGUUUCUACACAGAAGUGUACAUUGCA
This is a messenger RNA of Emiliania huxleyi CCMP1516, 1058 nucleotides long. RefSeq lists its product as hypothetical. Gene Ontology annotation, cellular component: mediator complex; nucleus. Lineage: Eukaryota; Haptophyta; Isochrysidales; Noelaerhabdaceae. The transcript has 2 exons. Gene Ontology annotation, biological process: positive regulation of transcription by RNA polymerase II. Gene Ontology annotation, molecular function: cyclin-dependent protein serine/threonine kinase regulator activity. The record is from RefSeq and is a predicted model, not a curated record. The coding region runs from base 79 to 867 and encodes 262 amino acids.